CCGGCGCGCGGCGGGAGCCGUUCCCCGACGGGCAGCGGGGCGCUCGGCCGCCGCGUCUGGGCUGAGCGCCGCGACGCCGCUGCCUGAAGUCCUCCCGGAUCUUGAGGCGUAUGGAACCUCAAGGUCUUUGUGACAAUGGAAACCAAAAAGUUGAUUGGUAAGCCGCUUCAACCAGCAAGACCUGUUCGUCAUCUGACUUCUCCACCAGGACCAGUGUUUCCUUUCAACUUUCAAAAUGAAUAUCCAUGCAACACUCAGUGCUUACAAAGUGGAGUUAGCAGAUGUAAGACGAAUGGAAUGCAAGCCUUUUCUCAAGGUCUUAAUGAACAGCAGCAACAUCAGUCUCCAGUUAAGAAAGAGAGAAUUAAAUACAGCAGAGAUUUCCUGUUGAAGCUCUCAAGUGUUUCCAUCUGCAGGAAAAAACCAGACUUUCUGCCUGAUCAUCCCAUUGUACUUCAAAAACCAGAAAACAACCAAAGUUUUAAGUAGCAUUUUAAGAACAGAUGAAUAUGAAGAUAAAGAAUUAUUCGUUUUAUAUUUUGGACACCUGAAAAUGAAGUGGAYCUAGUAACAAUAACUGUAAUGGACUGUGACAAUUCAAUUUAUUUUUAAUUUUGAUGGUUGGCUAUUUGGCUUCUCCUAAAAUGAAAAAGAGAUAUUUUAAUCUAUAAAGAAUUUUCUAAUCAGUUUCAGCUUUGCAGGACGUUUCCUGCAAAAAUUGGGAAAUAACACUGGAAAGUAGGAAUUUGGUUAGUGAAGUGGGAAGACUGUAUAAUUUGCAUGCUACUUGCAAUUUUUUGUUUUUCAUCAUUUGUAAUAAUGGAAUGGAAAUGUAAGCUGUAAAGAUUCUCAAAUAUAAAGUAUUUGCUACGAUGUAUAUAUGGUACAUAAUUUCUUGUUGCUUUAAAAGUUGCUUUUGUUCUGUUUUGCACUGAUUUCCUACCAGUGCUUAAACAGAUCAUUACAUUCUCUCCAAAGGCCUAGAAUGAUUUGGGGUGGGCAAUAUAUGGUUGUCAAUGACAGGAGGGAGAAUUUUUUUAAUAGACAUUUCUUUUCAAAUAUGAUUGAUGUCUAGGUUUUUGAUAAUAACAUUGUCUUAGAUUCGUAAUUACUAGCAGAGAUUGACAGUUUAAAAACAGUGGUAGUGAAUGAAACUGAGGUUGAAAAAUAGCUGCUACUGUUUUGGCCAUGUGAACAGUGGAAGUUGAGCAAUUACAAAAUAAAACUGAUACUUUUAUUUCCAAAAGAGGAAAAAUUUAGGCAUUUGAAAAUAAUUGAGGUGCAUUAAGUUUCAAUUCUAUAAUUUCUUAUAAUAAGAACAUAUAUUGAUACAGAAUUUGGGAGUUUGAACUUUUAAUAAGCCUUCUGCAGUUUUUCCACUCUGGAUGUUACUGUUAUUAAAAAAAAAAGUUUCUCCCAGCAUAGUGUCAAAAAAUUUGCUGAUCUAAAGGUAAGUAUAAACUUUCCUUACGCCUAUUUUCUCAGAUCCCUGGGUCUGUUGAUGUUUAAGGCCAUCAUUUGGCAGAAAAUUUAUCUUUCUCUAAAUGUGAACUCCUAAAACCAGAACCUUUUCUUUAGUGGUUUUUGGGCUUGUUUAUUCAGAUUCAACUUUUAGUCCAUAGGUAGGUUUCCCAUCUUGCUCUUUCACUACCCUCUUUUUCAUUAUUUUGUUCCUCAGAAAAUGGAUUGUUUUUUAAAUAGGAACAAAAUACCCUUCAUUAACCAUAAAUAUAUUGCUUACUUUUAAAUGAGAUAUUUAUUCUUAGGGCCCAGUUUUUUUWAUUUGUGUUUUGCCCUACUAUUUCCUUUUAUACUAUAUAUAGGUCCAGUACACAUGUGUAUGUGAACACACAUACACACAUACACACCCAUACACAUAUUUACACACUGACAAACAUAGAAAAAUGUACGUCUAAAAACUGGGGUCAGAAUUACCAUAUAAUUAAAUUGGUUUGCUUUAUUAUUUUCCUAUUCUCAAGUCCUUUACAUUCUAGUUUUAAAAAGCUGGUAGAAUGUAUUCCAAUUUGCAAUCUAGAGAGUCUUUCUACUUAGCACUAGUAUCAGGCAGAAUCCUUUUUAGUCAUACUUACCAAGCUACUUUGGAAACUGCCUCAGACCCAAAAGACUUGAUAUGCUUUUUGAGUUGGAUACUGAAAUGGACCAACCAAAGCAAUGUUUUGAUUUGUUAUUAAUUGUAUUUUUGAAACCAUUUAAAACAAACAUUUUCAAGAAGAGUUUGUAUGUCAGAAGUCCCUUAAGUUUCAAAGUCUUGAUCCUUUCUUACUACGUAUAAUCAGAGUAAGAGCACAAAGACUGUUUUAUUAUUGCCUUUGUACAUAUGUAUAACUUGUCUGAAUAAUCAUUGUACAUCUCCAUUAAUGUUGUUCUCUGCUUUGUGUAUUUAUUAAAAGAGUUGAGUCAGGUGUUGUUUCCUAGUGCUUGUCAUCUUUAAAACUGACCAGAAAAAAGAAAUGAMCAGAG
Urocitellus parryii (Arctic ground squirrel) is the source of this 2481-nucleotide messenger RNA. RefSeq names its product chromosome 7 C8orf88 homolog (gene C7H8orf88). Gene Ontology annotation, molecular function: eukaryotic initiation factor 4E binding. Gene Ontology annotation, biological process: negative regulation of translational initiation. The record is from RefSeq and is a predicted model, not a curated record. Gene Ontology annotation, cellular component: cytoplasm. NCBI's taxonomy places the organism in Eukaryota, Metazoa, Chordata, Mammalia, Rodentia, Sciuridae.